This is a messenger RNA of Corticium candelabrum, 919 nucleotides long. RefSeq names its product probable alpha-ketoglutarate-dependent hypophosphite dioxygenase. NCBI's taxonomy places the organism in Eukaryota, Metazoa, Porifera, Homoscleromorpha, Homosclerophorida, Plakinidae. The record is from RefSeq and is a predicted model, not a curated record. Gene Ontology annotation, biological process: fatty acid alpha-oxidation. Gene Ontology annotation, molecular function: phytanoyl-CoA dioxygenase activity. The transcript is spliced from 7 exons. The coding region runs from base 56 to 919 and encodes 287 amino acids.
CGUAUGUCAAUACAAAGCCCCGGAUGUCUUGUGCAGUCAUUGUGAUUAAUUAAUUAUGUGCACGAGCGAGCAAAUCCAAUUGUACAAGCAGCAGGGAUUUCUGCUGCUCGAUUCCGUUUUCUCGGAUGAAGAGAUGGACGAGUGCUGUCGCGAGUACGACGCGAUGUUCGAACGAGCAACGAAACGCGGAGACAGACUGGAAGCAACGUGGAAGGGAAACUGGAAGACCGACGAGGAACGAAAGAAACCGUCGAGCAUCCUGAGCAUACACAAUCUGCAAUUCCACAGCGCCACAUUCACUCGGAUGUUGGUCAAGCCAAAACUCAAUGACAUCCUUGCUGACCUAAUGGAAACGGACAACAUCCAAUUGCACCAUACAAAGGCACACAUCAAACCUCCUAAGCAAGGCAGUCGAUUCCCAAUGCAUCAAGACUACCAAUAUUUCCCUCAUGCCAAACACACCAUGAUUGCAGUCUUUAUUCACCUAGAAGAUGUCAAUAUUGAAAAUGGCUGUCUGGCAGUAUAUCCAGGGUCUCAUAAACUUGGACCUCUACCAGACCACGGAUCUGAGGGCUAUCACUUUGUUGAUCCUGAAAAAUUUGCUAUAGACAACGCUACUCCAAUAGAAGCAAAAAGAGGCCAAGUUGUUGUCUUCCCAUACACAUUAGUACAUGGCAGCUAUCCUAAUGUCAGUGACAUUCCAAGACGGAUGAUUCUGUUUCAGCUUAGAGCUGCAGAUGACUACUCAACAAAAGAGAUUCACAUUAGUCCUGGACAAGGGUUGAUGCUGAGGGGUGCUAAUGAUGGUAUGGAGGCAAAUCUUGAUCUCCGUCACCUCCAUGGUGAUGAAGCUGUCGCUUCUGCUAAAGCAGCCUCCGAAUUCAAUGAACCACCAGAGAAAAUAUUCAAAGACAAAUAA